AUGCUCCGACCUCCGCCACCACCGCCGAAACCCGCGUCGAAGCCUGACAUACCUUCAACGGCUGCAGAAAUCGCGGAAGCCAUACGCCAUCGCCAGUCUGUGGAGAGCGCGAUCCUACCGCCGUCCUUCUCACGGACUACGACGGAUGACACUAUCCACGAGCAUCCCGAUUCGCGAGCUCCUACGCCGGUAGACACGGUGUCUCACAUGUUCGAUGCCAUCGAUGAGAUCGAAACGCUGGUGCCCCAACGUACGCGAACUACGUCGACCUCUACCACGCAUUCGCGACGCCGCUCUACGCACACUCGCCGAUCUACCGAACACGCCAUCGAGGACGAGCUGUUUGACAUCACUCCUCGACCGGAUCACACUCGCAGAAAGAGCGGUUAUGCGGCAAGCAUUCGCACGACCAAGUCUGCCGAUACCGAGCGCACUGAUCGAAGCGAGCGCACCGACAAAAGUGAGCGCACCGAUAAGAGCGAACGUACCGAAAAGAGUGAGCGGACAGACAAGAGCGAACGAACAGACAAGAGCGAGCGAACCGAGAAGAGCAGCCGCAGCCAUCGGACAGAGAAGAGUGACCGUUCGGAUAAAACCGAGCGCGAAAAGGCUCGUUAUGUGUACGAGACGCGUGGUGCUGCUAUGAAAGCUUUAUAUCCCAACACUCCGGUGAAGGGCUCCCAUGGCAGCGCUAGACACUCCGAGAAGAGUGUGAAGAGCGAGAGAAGGAAGGAAAGAGGCAGCAAGGACUCAACCAAGGAAUCAAACUUGACGAGAGAAUCCCGAGAGUCGAGAGAGGCCAAGAGAGAAUCACGAGAGGUCAAGAGACAAAGGAGUAUCUCCGAUGCUGGCACAUGGGAUACGAACAGCAUCAUGACUCACGACUUUGCGCCUACAACCAUCACGACCAACGCACCCUAUCCUUUCAUGUACGACUCAAGACGAGACUCGAAAGAGUUGAAGCGAGAGUCCAGGGAGAUACGGCGACAACGCAGCAUCUCUGACGCUGGCACUUGGGACACGAGCACUGAGAUCAGUCAGCGUCCUCCACCGACCACGGUCUCGACCAACGUUCCCUAUCCUACAGGAAUGCCUUGGGAGCUGAAGCGAUCACGAAGCAUUUCCGACUGCGGUACCUGGGACACGAGCAGUGAGGUCACUCAACGUGCGCCUCCCACAACCGUAUCGACCAAUGUGCCCUACCCUAUGGAACAACACGUGGACGAGUCGGAACGAUGGUCUAUGCCACCACCUCGCAACUCAAUGAGGAUGGAGGUCUCCGACGACGAAGUGUCUGACACUGGGACCUGGGAUACCAACACUGAGAUCAAUACCCACCGUGCUCCCCCUACGACCGUGUCUACGAACGUGCCCUACCCUUCCUACAACGCUCCUUCUACAAUUAUCUCUACCAACACCCCUCGUUUCACACAGCCUCCUCGACAGCUACGACGACCCAGCGUGUCCGACGAUGACGCGUCUGAUGAUGACGUCUCCGACACUGGGACGUGGGACACCAACACCGAGAUCACUACUCAUCGCGCGCCUCCCACGACCGUCUCCACCAACGUCCCCUACUCAAGCAUAAUGCACCGCCAGCUGAGAAGGCUGAGCGGCAGCGAUACCGGCACAUGGGACACCGCUAGUGAGGUCACUCAGCGUGCGCCUCCCACAACAGUGUCCACCAACGUCCCCUACCCCUCCGCGCAAUUCAGCGACCUUGGCCCAUCGAGCUACCCACCCGGCCCCUUCGAGCAGCUCAAGCGAGUCGAGCAACUCCGAAAGCAGCACGAGCACCACAGUUUCUCUGACGACGGGUCCGACUCCGGCACCUGGGAUACAAGCAGUGAGAUCACUCACGCUAACAACGGGCCUGCUACUGCUACGCAGGUGUCCCAGAACAAGUCCUACCACCGUUCUGAGAGGCCGAGGGCACCAAGGAGACAGACGAGCCCGGCUAUUUCCGAGGCGGGGACAUGGGAUACCAACAGUGUGAUUACGAAUAACGACAUGAAGACGACUGUUUCGACGAAUGUGGGGUAUGCUUCUGAGCGAAGAUCUCGAUAG
This is a messenger RNA of Alternaria metachromatica, 2067 nucleotides long. RefSeq lists its product as uncharacterized. The record is from RefSeq and is a predicted model, not a curated record. Bases 1 to 2067 code for a protein of 688 amino acids. NCBI's taxonomy places the organism in Eukaryota, Fungi, Ascomycota, Dothideomycetes, Pleosporales, Pleosporaceae. The transcript is spliced from 2 exons.